This is a messenger RNA of Phacochoerus africanus (Common warthog), 705 nucleotides long. RefSeq names its product chromosome 7 C12orf75 homolog (gene C7H12orf75). The record is from RefSeq and is a predicted model, not a curated record. Bases 16 to 570 code for a protein of 184 amino acids. NCBI's taxonomy places the organism in Eukaryota, Metazoa, Chordata, Mammalia, Artiodactyla, Suidae. The transcript is spliced from 6 exons.
UCUUAACGACGACCAAUGCUCAGCCAGGGAGAUCUCAGAAGGCUGCGGAUUGGCCGGCGCCGCGGUUGCCGAGGUGACGGGUGGGUCUGGUGGGGUCUGGUAGGGUCCGGAACCCGGGAGCAGAGCUGGGCGGGCGGGGCGAGGUGGGGCAGGGGCAAGGGGUGCCCAGCGGUUUCCGCCCGGCCCCGCCCUGUUUGGCCCUGCCCAGGUCUCCCCGGGUCUGCGGCGGGAGGGGGCGGUCCCCGUGCGUCCCGGGUCCCACACGCCCCUCGCCGGCCUCGCGCUCCAGGCGCGCCACCCUCCGUCUCCGUCUCCGUCUCCGCCCCCAGGAUCUGCGGCUGCCAGCUCCUGAGAGCAGCUUCCCUGGCCAGAGGCGCGAUGGGCUGCGGGAAUUCCACUGCCACCAGCGCGGGCGCGAGCCAAGGCCCUGCAGGAGCAGCUAAAGAUGUAACAGAAGACUCGAUAGCAGAAGAUGACAAGAGGAGAAACUACGGAGGGGUGUAUGUUGGUCUACCAUCUGAAGCCGUCAAUAUGGUAUCCAGCCAAACAAAGACGGUACGAAAAAAUUAGAAGAGAAUAUCAUGACUCAAUCAGCAAGAGCUUGCUCAUCAAGAUCUGGAUGGGAUUUCGGCGUCAUGGGACAUUGUGACGUGCACAGACAUUUCCAAGGAAAUUCCCAGUUUGUAGUUAAAGCCAUGGGUACAC